AUGAGACUGAAUGGAAUCAAUCAGCAAACUCAAGAUUCGAAUGAAGUUUUAAUCAGUUCACAUUUAAUGAAAUCAUCUAAAGCUAUUCAAGACCAUUCACCAGGUUUAUCUGCUUGGUUACUAAACAAAUCCAUCGAUAUCAAUCCAAUCGAAACCAGCAAAGAAGAAGAAGAGGAUGAGAAUAGGAAAAGAAAGAGAAAGUGUGAAGAAUGUGGAUUGGAUAGAUUGAAGUAUACUUGGAUUGGUAAACAGAUGAGGUUGUGGAUCGUUUGUGAUUAUUGUGGUGAUCGAAAUUGGAAAUCGAUGACUAAGAAAUCAAAACAACAAACUAAAAUAACAACAACAACAACAACGACCAUCAACACUUAUCAAGAAACAACAAAUCAAGAAACAGCAAAUCAAGUAACAAUCGGAACUGCAGCUGGAACUGGAAAUGAGAAUGCGAACGGAGAAGCGAAGGGAGAAGCGAAAGGCAAUAGAGAGCCCAUUGUAGAGUUAAAAACUUUAACUGAAGCUACUCCAAAUCGAAAUCGAAAACCGAAAACCAAAAAGAAUUCCAAGAAUUCACAACUCACUCAAAUCUUAAAACUUCAUCAAAGUCAAUCGUCUUCCUCAUCUUCAUCACCAAACCAAUUCAACUUGAACCAAUUCUUGACCCAACUUUGA
Melampsora larici-populina 98AG31 is the source of this 666-nucleotide messenger RNA. RefSeq lists its product as uncharacterized. The record is from RefSeq and is a predicted model, not a curated record. The coding region runs from base 1 to 666 and encodes 221 amino acids. The transcript has a single exon. NCBI's taxonomy places the organism in Eukaryota, Fungi, Basidiomycota, Pucciniomycetes, Pucciniales, Melampsoraceae.